GGGCCAAGGCUGGGCUGGCGCCGGCGCCGGCGUCGGAACUCGCUGGAAGACUCGGCUCCAGGUUGCUCAACAGUUCGCAAAGUCCGAUCUCGCGGCGGCGCGGCUCCGUCUGCGCCCAGGUGGCGCAGGGGCGCGGGUACCCCGGGCUGCUACAUCCCGGGGCUGCCGGGGACAUGCUUCGCACCCCUGCCGGGCGAUCGCUUAGCUCCACUGGCUGCGACUCGGGGGUUCUGUUACUAUAUCGAUCCCCGCUCUAACUUCUGACUUUGGGGUCCCCCAGCCCUAGAGAAACGGGCGGCCCGGCUGGGGGAGCCCCGGGCGUGGUGUGACGGGGCGGUCCGCUUGGCUGCGCCCCGCACUCCGGCCGCCCGUCGUCUCUGCGCCUCCAGAAUGUAACUGCUGCCUCCGCGCCCCCGGCCUCCAGCCGCAGUCUCCGCGCCCUCCGGGAUCCAGCCACCAACACUGUCCCCCGGGAUUCCGUUGUGAUCUCCGCGACCUCAGGAUUCCAGUCGCCGUCUCUUCGUCCCCCGGGUUCCAGUUUCGCGACUCUGCCUUCCCUGGACUCUGGCACCGGUUUCCGCGACCCACCAGGAUCCAGCCACUGUUUCCGCCCCCCCCCAACCCAUACUCCAGCCGUCGUCCCCGAGCGCCCCUAAACCAGACUCCUCCAGCCGCUGCGCCUGCCCGCGUCUCCAGGGACUCAGCGCCGUCGCCUCGUACCCCGCCGCCCAGGCUCCAGCGGUGACCGCCGCGCUCCCGGGAUCCAGCUGUCGCGCCCGUGCCCGCGAGGGCAGCAGUAUCCCGCGGCGCGCCCUGAGUCUGGCCGGACCUCUGCGGGGAGAUGAACGCGCAGCUGGACGGCCUGUCGGUGAGCUCGUCCUCCACCGGCUCUCUGGGCUCGGGGGCCGCGGCCGGCGGCGGCGGGGGCGCAGGGCUGCGGCUGCUGUCUGCCAACGUGCGCCAGCUGCACCAGGCGCUGACCGCGCUGCUGAGCGAAGCCGAGCGGGAGCAGUUCACUCACUGCCUGAAUGCAUACCACGCGCGCCGCAACGUCUUCGACCUGGUGCGAACCCUGCGCGUCCUGCUGGACAGCCCGGUCAAGCGGCGCCUGCUGCCCAUGCUGCGUCUGGUCAUCCCGCGCUCGGAUCAGCUGCUCUUCGACCAGUACACGGCCGAGGGCCUCUACCUGCCUGCCAACGCCCCCUACAGGCAGCUCUCCUGGGGCGGCCCCGACGGCGUGGGUCCGGGCGAGGUGCGUCUGGUGAGCUUGCGGCGCGCCAAGGCCCACGAGGGCCUGGGCUUCAGCAUCCGCGGGGGAUCGGAGCACGGCGUGGGCAUCUACAUUUCCCUGGUGGAGCCAGGUUCCCUGGCCGAGAAGGAAGGGCUGCGGGUCGGGGACCAGAUUCUGCGUGUCAACGAUAAAUCCCUGGCCCGGGUGACACACGCGGAGGCUGUCAAGGCUCUGAAGGGCUCCAAGAAGCUGAUGCUGUCUGUAUACUCAGCGGGGUGCAUCCCCGGGGGCUACAUCACCAACCACAUCUACACCUGGGUGGACCCACAGGGCCGCAGCAUCUCUCCCCCCUCGGGCCUGCCCCAGCCCCAGGGCAGCACCCUGAGACAGCACGAGGGUGACCAGAGGAGUGGCCUGCACCUCCUGCAAGGCGGGGAUGAGAAAAAGGUAAACUUGGUGCUGGGGGAUGGCCGGUCCCUGGGCCUCACGAUCCGAGGAGGAGCUGAGUAUGGCCUUGGCAUUUACGUCACCGGCGUGGACCCUGGCUCAGAAGCAGAGAGCGGUGGGCUCAAGGUCGGGGACCAGAUUCUGGAGGCGAACGGGCGGCACUUUCUCAACAUCCUGCACGACGAGGCCGUAAAGCUGCUCAAGUCGUCUCGGCACCUCAUCCUGACCGUGAAAGACGUGGGGCGGCUGCCGCACGCACGCACUACCGUGGACGAGACCAAAUGGAUCGCCAGUUCCCGGAUCGCGGACGGCGCUGCGGGCUCUCCAGGGUUUUCGGGGGAUCUCACCACAGAAGGGACAAACAAGCUGGGAUUUUACAAGGGCCCUGCUGGCUCCCAGGUGACCCUGAGCAGCCUGGGGAACCAGACGCGUGUGCUGCUGGAGGAGCAGGCCCGGCACGUGCUGAACCGGCAGGAGCGUGCUACCAUGGCCUACUACCUGGACCAAUACCGUGGCAGCAGCAUCUCCGUGGAGGCCCUCGCCAUCGCCCUGUUCGAGCUCCUCAACACCCACGCCAAGUUCUCGCUCCUCUCUGAAGUGAGAGGCACCAUCUCCCCCCAAGACCUGGACUGCUUCGACCACCUGGUGCUGAGACGAGAGAUUGAGUCCAUGAAGGCAAGGCAGCCGCCAGGCGCUGGGGCAGGGGACACCUACUCCAUGGUUUCCUACAGCGACACGGGCUCAUCUACUGGAAGCCACGGCACCUCCACCACUGUCAGCUCGGCCAGGGAGCGGCUGCUGUGGCUUAUAGACCUGAUGGAGGGUGGUGCAGUCACUCCCGGACCACCAGCUGCUCAAAGAAGCAUCCAUGUCUGCAUCUCCCGUCCUUCGUGACCAGUACAGAGCCUGGUGUCCUAAUGCUUUUCAGCCAUCUCUUCUGUGGCCCUCCCAGGAGCUACAGGCAGCCAGUUCUGCUGCAGCCUCCAUUUUACAGAGAAGGAAACUAAAGCUCAGGGAGGACAAGUAACUCGACUAAGGUCACACAGCAAGGGAGAGGUGGAGCCAAGAUUGGGAACCCAGCCUGGUGGCCUCUGAGUGGUGCUGUGAGCCCUGCUGCCUGCUGUGGUUCUUCCUUGUUGGGCAUCACCUAGCCGUCCAUCUGUCUGUCUUGUCAUCUGUCGCCUCCCUUCCUCUUCCUCUUCUUUCCCUUCUGUUACAAAUGGUGUGUGAGUCCUGGACAUGUGCUAGGUGCUGGGAUACAGAGGGCAACAAGCAAAGUGGAACUCAGAAAGGAGCAGGAAUGGCAGGCAAGAGAGCUUCCAGGAAUGCAGCCCAUGGUAGCCUCUGCAGGCACUGGGUCCUCCUGUACCUGGGCAGUGACACUGGUGUCUCCCAGGGCCCCUCCAACUGCCACCCCCACACCCUGUACUCCCAGGGCACCUGCUCAUGGGGCCACAGCACAGAUGCCCCCCCCCCCAGGAGCCCCUCCUGCAGCUCACCUGGCCUUGGGAGUCCAGAGCCUCCUGUCCUGGUCUGCUCUGUCCCACAGCACAGUAUAUACCCUCAAUAAAGCCUCCCACCUUGCCUCAGUCUCCCCAUCUGCACAACCAAGGCAAGUCCCAGGAUUCCUUCAAUUCCGAGUCUUCUCUGUGUCGAAAGGUGCUGGAAAAUAUUUAGGGUGGGACAGCAAAGAAUGGCAGCUGUGCCCUGUGAACUCUGUCCAUGUGAACCAGGGCUGCAGCAUUCCCCCAAGGAGAGAAAGAGGCAGAAAGGACACUCAUUUCCCACUGAGUGCCAGGUGCUGGUCUGCAGCCCUACCAAAUCUUUCUGAGCUUGGGCUGCCAUAAUGCCAAGUAACAAACAGCCCCAAGUCUCAGCAGAUCACAGCCGAACACCUUGCUUUCUGAUGACCCAGGUCCCUUUCCUCUUAUCUCACUCGGGUUCCCUGUCUCCACUAAAGCACUCACCACCUGGUUUUACCUUCAACCUCAGUUUCUCUCUGCGCUAAUGAGGGAGAGCCUGUGGGCUACAAGAGGAAGUAUCGGUUUCCUGUCUGCAUCCUCGGUGCUGGCCCUGUGCCUGGCACCCAGAGGAGCCCAGGAAAUGUCGAAGAGAAACUAAAUUGAAGCCACACCCCCAGGCACCUGCAGGGUUAUCUUCAACAUUCCCCUCUUAUGUCAGAGAAUAGACCCUUUGCUCUGCCAUUCAGAUGCACAGGUGGCAUCAGGCACCCAGCUCCAGUGACCCAGAUGCCCAUAUGUUGCUCCAGAUGGAACCAGUUUCCAUUUAGCCCCAGUUUCUUGGCUCUGUGCUGUGAUCAGUCCCAGGUUCAACGUGACUCGCUCUGCAGCCAUGUCCCCUCAGUGCAGAGGUAGUCAGUCAGAGGAAAUCUAAUGCCCCCGCAGACAGACCACGCUUGCUGUCCAUUGUCUAACUGAGAGUCAGCCUUGAGCAUUUUUGGCUGCCUUCGAGCAAUUUCAUUUUCCCCCAUAAAGAUGUUGGCUGGGAGAGCAGAGUGAGAAAAGGCUGGAGGAGUUUCUGGAAUUCUUCAUCUAGUACAAGCGGACCAGUGACAGAGGGGCUUCGCCACACGGGCUUUGGAGUUUAACCAACUGGGUUUGGCUCCAGACCAGUAGCUGGGUCACCUUGGGCAGGUGACGUGAGCCUUCUGAACCUCAGUUUCUGUAUCUGUGUGUAGGCCGGGGAGACCAGGUGUCUGAGUUGUUCAGCAAGAGCAGGUGGAUGUGCAGGUGUGAACCAUGCACAAUUGUGUUGCAUGUCUAAAGCCAGGGGGCCACUUCAGA
Molecule: messenger RNA, 4482 nt
Organism: Heterocephalus glaber (naked mole-rat)
Lineage: Eukaryota; Metazoa; Chordata; Mammalia; Rodentia; Bathyergidae
Source: RefSeq, a predicted model, not a curated record